Quercus lobata is the source of this 3828-nucleotide messenger RNA. RefSeq names its product kinesin-like protein KIN-7E. Gene Ontology annotation, biological process: microtubule-based movement. The transcript is spliced from 15 exons. The coding region runs from base 651 to 3578 and encodes 975 amino acids. The record is from RefSeq and is a predicted model, not a curated record. Lineage: Eukaryota; Viridiplantae; Streptophyta; Magnoliopsida; Fagales; Fagaceae. Gene Ontology annotation, molecular function: microtubule binding; microtubule motor activity; ATP binding.
UUAUUAACAGAAAACUUCAAAGACGUUGACGCCGCAUCGUAUAUUUUUUUCCCCUGUGGACUCUUUCGUACAUUCACACUUCUCUCUCUCUCUCUCUCUCACACGCUCGCACCCAGAGAGAGGGAGACGGUUGGUGAUGAAAGCUGAAACCGACUCUCUCUCUCUCUCUCUCUCUCUCUAUCUCUAUCUUUCACGUUGUUUAGAUCGUGGAGAGAGUGAAAAUUUGGCCGAGUUUCACUGUUCCAUCAAAACCCCGUUCCGUUCCGUUUUUCUCUGAAUUGUCUCUGAGCUUUCAAAUUAAGUCGUUGAAUAAAUAUAUGUAUAUUUUUUAGCAAGUUUGCUUAGGUCAGUGAAAACUGACAGUUUCUCUUUUUGAAGAAGAUCUAAUCGCUGCUACUCAUUUUCAAGAGAGCACGGAAUUUGAGGAAGAGAUAAUAAGUACAGAGACGAAGUUUCAGAGUUUUUGGAUCAGAGGCUGAAAACGACGACGUUUAUGGGGGACACACGCACAGAGGCUCCUGGGCCUGCAAUGCCGAGACAAUUGGAUUUGGAUUUGGAGUUGCUGUGUUUGGUAACGGUUUCGUGAAAAGGACAGAGAAAACAGACAGAGAGAGAGAAAGAGUCGGUGAGCAUUGUAAGAGUGAGGGAAAAUGGGAGCAAUAGGUGGGGAAGAGUUGAUGAAGUGGGAGAAGAUGCAAGGAUUGAGCGGUCGCGAGGAGAAGAUUCUUGUUUUGGUGAGGUUGAGGCCUUUGAGUGAGAAGGAGGUUGCGUCGAGUGAAGCCGCAGAUUGGGAAUGCAUCAAUGACACCACAAUCUUGUACCGGAACACGUUGCGUGAGGGAUCCACAUUUCCAAGUGCCUAUUCAUUUGACAGAGUAUUUCGGGGUGACUGCGCUACAAGGCAGGUGUAUGAGGAAGGAGCCAAAGAAAUUGCUCUUUCAGUUGUCAAUGGUAUCAACUCAAGCAUUUUUGCUUACGGGCAAACAAGCAGUGGAAAGACAUAUACCAUGGUUGGAAUAACAGAGUAUACUGUAGCAGACAUAUUUGACUAUGUACAUAGGCAUGAAGAAAGAGCAUUUGCUGUGAAGUUCUCUGCAAUUGAGAUAUACAAUGAAGCUGUCAGAGACCUUCUUAGCACAGAUCAUACACCUCUUAGGCUGCUAGAUGAUCCUGAGCGAGGGACUGUUGUGGAGAAAGUCACAGAAGAAGUUUUGAGGGACUGGAACCAUCUAAAGGAGCUCCUGUCCAUUUGUGAAGCUCAAAGACAGAUUGGGGAAACCUUGCUGAAUGAGAGAAGUUCCAGAUCUCAUCAAAUUAUCAGAUUGACAAUUGAAAGUUCUGCUCGCGAGUUCUUAGGCAAAGGCAAUUCAACCACCCUUGCAGCAAGUGUGAAUUUUAUAGACUUGGCGGGUAGUGAGCGUGCAUCUCAAGCAUUAUCGGCUGGGGCAAGAUUAAAGGAAGGUUGCCACAUAAAUCGUAGUUUACUUACUCUGGGAACGGUUAUUCGCAAGCUAAGUAAGGGAAGACAUGGACACAUCAAUUACAGAGAUUCUAAGCUUACGCGCAUUCUGCAGCCUUGCUUGGGUGGCAAUGCUAGAACUGCCAUCAUUUGCACUUUGAGUCCUGCACGAAGCCAUGUUGAGCAAACGAGAAACACUCUUUUGUUUGCUUGUUGUGCAAAAGAAGUAACAACAAAAGCCCAGGUCAAUGUCGUCAUGUCCGAUAAAGCCUUGGUUAAGCAUUUACAAAAAGAGCUGGCUAGAUUGGAGAGUGAGUUGAGAAGUCCUGCGCCUCCUACCUCUACUUCUGAUUAUUCAGCACUACUGAGAAAGAAAGAUCUUCAGAUUGAAAAGAUGGAGAAGGAGAUUAGAGAGCUAACUAAGCAAAGAGAUCUUGCUGAAUCUCGGAUUGAGGAUUUGUUACGCAUGGUUGGAAAUGAAAAAAAUUCAAGACAAGCCAGUAUCAGUGAUCAUCCUACAUCGCAAGCAGGAGAUAUGUGGGACGAUGAUUGUUCAGUAUCAGAGUCAGAGUCCCCAAGUGUGGCUGAUCCUAAUUAUUCAAAUGGUGGUGUCAGAAAGUUCAACAAUCCUCAUUAUUUUGAUGUAGAUAGCGUGAGCAAUUCUGAGGACCCCUACUGCCAAAUUGGGGAUAACACUGAAGACAAUUCUCUCUCUGAUGCUACCUCUUCACUGUCAAUUGGAAAGAAGUUUGUUAGGUCUAAUUUAAGUCAAAAUCAAGGGGAGACUUCAGAAGAUCCUGAUGACUACUGCAAGGAAGUUCGAUGCAUCGAGAUGGAAGAGUCAAGAAAUAGCAAGAAUCCUGAAUUCCGAGCCGUAAGACCUGGUGAAAACAAUCAAACACUGGCUUUGAGAUCAUCGAGGGAUGGAGAUGUAACUGGACAGGGAAUGAUGUUGACUCCUGUGAAUAGGAAUGGAGAAGUAAGCAAAAUCCCAAAUGGUCUUCCAUAUGGUGCUCUGGAGCAGAAAUUCCACAAUGUACAAAUCAGUAUUGAUUCUCUUAACAGUCCUAACCCUAGUGGAACAUCUCUGCAGGUCAUGGAAGCUGGUAUGAUGAGUUCUGGAAGCCUUAAGUUAACUAGGAGCUGGAGUUGUAGGGCAAAUUUCAUGGCUGGUUCGUCUUCUCCUGAGAAGACAGAACGAAUUGAGCGCACCCCACCUAAUGGGUUUGAGAAAGAUUUCCCUGGAAGACCAGAAGGUCUUCAAAGGAAGUUCCCUUUAUUAACUUAUGGUUCCAAUGCAGCGAGCUUGUCAAGAAAUAAUUCACAGUCCUCUAUUGGGAGUGCUUUCAUGGAUGACCUAAGAUCACAGAGCAUCAGAACUUCUGCAGAUGGGGAAAUUACUAGCAUCCAAACUUUUGUUACAGGACUAAAGGAAAUGGCCAAACUUGAUUACGAGAAGCAGCUUGUUGAUGGGCAGGUCCAGGAAACAGGACCAAAAGUUGAUAAGUUUGGAAAGGAUGUGAAAGAUGUAGGAGUUGAUCCAAAGCUCCUGGCACUGGAAACUCCCCAAGAUUGGCCUGUGGAAUUUGAGAAGCAGCAGAGAAUGAUACUUGAACUUUGGAAAACUUGCAAUGUAUCAUUAGUCCACAGAACCUACUUCUUCCUGCUCUUCAAAGGUGAUCCAACGGAUUCCAUUUACUUGGGGGUGGAACUAAGGAGACUAUCUUUCCUCAAGGAAACAUUUUCUCAUGGAAAUCAUAUUGUGGAACGUGGUCAGACUCUUACAAUGGCUUCAAGCAUGAAGGCUCUUCGUCGUGAGAGAGCAAUGCUGAGCAAGCUGAUGCAGAAAAGGUUUUCUGAAGAAGAGAGAAAGAGGCUUUUCCACAGGUGGGGUAUUGCAUUGAACUCAAAGCGCAGGAGGCUACAGCUGGCCAACCAACUGUGGAGUAACACAAAUGAUAUGAAUCACAUCAUAGAGAGUGCUGCCAUCGUUGCGAAGUUGAUCAGGUUUGUAGAGCAGGGGCGGGCCCUCAAAGAGAUGUUUGGACUUAGCUUCACACCUUCAAAUGCAAGGCGGAAAUCCUUUAGCUGGAAAAACAGCAAGGCAUCCCUUUUGUAAGCUUGUUUCAUGCCCAUAGAUAUACAACUGUAGAGUCGAUUUAUUGGAAUAGAUUGGCCUUAUAGUAGCAUUCUUUUCAUGAUUGAGAUUGAGACAGAUUGUCUAUGAUUGUAAUAUAAGUCUAAAAAUCUCAGUUUUCCUGCUUAGGUUAGAAAGCUACAUUGGGUUUUGGAAAUCUGGUUUUCUGGGUUUGUUGUAUCUUUCAUGAACAUAUUUUGUGCUUAUAAUCUAUUCGUGUCAAUUUCUACUA